UGACAGGUGCGGCGGGCGGGAAGUUGCUGACUAAGGCGGGCCGGGCCGGGCGGGGACCGGCGGCAGCGGCGGCGGCUGCGAGGGGCUCCCGAGCGGCUCAUGGGGACGGCGGCGAGCCACAGCAGCGAGGAGGAGGAGGAGGGCGCCGAAGAGGGCAUGGAGGGGGCGGGGGGCGCGCCCCAAGCCGGCGCGGCCGCCCCGGCGCUGCCGCCGGCCGAGGUGCUGCUGGAGCAGGCCCGGCUGCGGGAGGCCACGGCGCGGCUGCGGGAGGCGGCCCUGCCCGAGCCGCUCGUGUCGCGGCACCACAGCGCGCUGGUGCGCUGGCUGGAGGAGCGGCUGAGCCGCGGCGACGAGGCCGUGAGCCUGGAGCAGUUCUGCGAGGUGCUGGAGAGCGUGUCCCGGCUGGCGGCCGGCUCCCGCGGCGAGAGCGAGGAGGCCUUUGCACAGUUUGAUGCUGAAGGAGAUGGCACUGUUGAUGUGGAGAAUAUGCUGGAGGCUCUCAAGAAUUCUAGUGGAGCAAAUCUUCAGGGGGAGCUGAGCCAUGUAAUCAGGCAACUGCAAGCUUGUUCACUGGUGCCAGGGUUUAUUGAUAUAUUUUCUGAGUCCAAAGAGCGCCUGGGCCUCCACGCCUCGAUGAUCCUGAGAUUCCUGCACCGGAACCGCAUCUCCAGCACUGCCAUCCCCUACCCAGUGCUGGAGUACUUCAACAACAUCUGCACCAUGCGCUCCUCCGUGCUCAAGGAUUCUUUGGACCGGCUCCUCCUCAAGGAGAGAGAAUACCCCAGUGAUCUGAAUGGCAAUCAGGAGUCAGACAAGCUGAAGUCUGUCACAAAGUGCUACACACACAUCGAAACCUCCUCCAAUUCCGCCGAUAUCGACAAGAUGACAAACGGAGAAACUUCCUCCUUCUGGCAGUCGGACGGGAGCGCUCGAUCCCACUGGAUACGUUUAAAGAUGAAACCAGAUGUGGUUUUGAGACACCUGUCCAUUGCAGUGGCAGCUAAUGACCAGAGUUACAUGCCACAGCAGGUCACGGUGGCAGUGGGAAGGAAUGCCAGCAGUCUCCAGGAGGUCCGAGAUGUUCACAUUCCAAGCAAUAUCACUGGCUACGUAACACUGUUGGAAAACGCUAACAUUAGUCAGAUGUAUGUACAGAUAAACAUCAAGCGUUGCCUCAGCGAUGGCUGUGACACCAGGAUCCACGGGCUGCGGGCCGUGGGCUACCAGCGCGUGAAGAAGGUGGGAGUGUCCGUGUGCGACGCCUCGGCCAUCUGGUACUGGUCCCUGCUGACCUCCCUGGUGACAGCUUCCAUGGAAACCAACCCAGCAUUUGUUCACACCAUCUUACAGAAUACUCAGAAAGCACUGCAGCACAUGCCACCUCUAUCCCUAACACCAGGCUCCACAGAUUUUUCAAGCUUCUUAUCACCAAAUGUUUUGGAAGAAGUAGAUAGCUUCCUUAUCAGGAUAACAAGUUGUUGUACUACUCCAGAGGUGGAGCUGACACUCCUGGCCUUUGCCCUAGCGCGGGGGAGUGUUGCCAAAGUGCUGAGUUCCCUUUGUGCCAUCACUGAUCAUCUGGACACUCCAUACAAGGCUUCCUCCCUUAUCUCUUCCAUGGCAGCAGUCAGACAGAACCUGCUCUAUAAAUAUGGAAAGCCUUUACGACUGACUCUGCAAGCAUGUGAUGUAAAGGGAAAAGAGGAUAAAUCAGGGCCUGAAAACCUCCUUGUAGAGCCAUGGACUGGGGAUGGUUUUCUUACUGAAACUGGGAAAACCAGAGCAAGUAUCAUUCUUUCUACUGGAACUGAAUCUUCAUUUCAAGUGACACAAAUUAGAAUAAAGGUCCGGCGCGGUGCCAUCGGGGCGCAGUGCGGGCUGGUGUUCGCCUACAAUGCUGCCUCAGGAAGGUUCCAUGCUGAGGAACACUUCAAAAGGUUCGAGAGCUACGACAAGUGGAAGCUGAGGGAAUUCAAGCAGUUUUUAAAAACCAGAAGCAGUUGUUCAUGUGAUGAUUUGGGAGAAGAUGAUCCUAUUGGCUGGUUUGAAGUAGAAGAAGAAUGGGAUGAAGUUGAUGUCAAAAUGCAGCAAUGCAGAGUUUCCCAAUACUUGAUGAUAAAGUUCUUGUGCACAAGACAAGAGUCAGCAGAGCGGCUCGGGGUCCAGGGGCUGAGCGUCCUGGGCUACCUGCGGCCCCUGCGCGACGAGCCCUGCAGGGCCAUGAGCUGCCUGCAGUGCAGGAGGACUGAGGAGGACACGGUUUGUGGCACAACUCUGCUCCUGAAGACACUUCACUUCAUCCAGCAGCUGGCACAGGACCUGGUUCAGCAGAAGGAGAGUGGAUUAAAAUACAAGUCAUUUUUAGAUUUCACAGGCCUUGAUUUGCAGCUGUUCUGGAAUUUUUACAAUAAACUGCACCAAAAUCCAAGGGAAGAAUGUAUCUUUGCUCAAACACUGCUGUUGCAGCUUCUCCAGAGCUGCUUCUCUGUGCUUACUGGAGAUAAUAAAACUGCUAAACCUCAAGAAACUCCUCAGAGCAAAACAGCUGGUCACACAGAAGCUGCAGAAGAGCUUUAUAGACAUUUGUGUGAAGUAGUGGAUAUGGGGGACAGUAACUUCAUGCCAAUGAAAAUGCUGAAAGAGGAAGUUAAGAACACCUUACUCAGUGGAGCAGCAGUUUUUUUCCCAGAUAGACAGACCAGGCGACACCAGCUCUUCACCAUGAUGAAAAACAUCACAGAGCAAGAACAUAAGCAAUCUGUACAUCUUGCCUUUAGAUCCUUGUGUACCCACUUCAGUGAUCAAGAUCCAGGUGGACUCUUAUUAUUACCAGAGAAAGGAGUUUCUGCAAAUUUUGACAUAAGUGAAGUAUUAUCAGUCAUGGACACCCUUCUGCUUGUGGCAGCAAGAGAGUGUGAAAUGAUGAUGCUGGAUGUUGCACAGCAAGAGAGUGGCACAGUCUUGUCUUCCUUAUUCUGGUCUGUUCAGGGCAGCCUCCUUUCCUGGUGCUAUCUGCAGCUUAAAGGCACUGAUAAUGCAGCCAAGGAUCUUGCAGUAGAAAUACUUAAAAAUUAUGUGGGCCAGUUCCUGUCAAAUAUCAGAACAAUUUUACAGUCACUCUUAUCUCAAUAUAGUGGCAAAACAAUAGUUGAAAAAAUAAGUAGCUCUGUCUUUGCUAUGGCAACUCGUCAGCUGGUCAUCUUCUUGUUGGAUUUUUGCACUUUAGACAUUCCCUACUGUACUCUGCUACAGGGAUUCAGCACUUUGAUAGAACUACUGAAAAGCCUUUGUAGUGAACCUCAUAAGACAGACAUGGAAAGCUGGCAGCAGGAGCAGCCUGUAGUAUUGAGAACCUGGACAAUGGAAUCACCUCAUAACUAUGAAAAUAAUUGCCAUGAGGUCUCAGUCUUCCUGUGUCAUGGGGCAAUUUACUUUGAGGUGGAAUUUGAUGAAAAAUGUGAAACUGAAAGGAGGUAUGAUUACCUGGAGUUUACUGAUGCCAGAGGGGCAAAAACUCGUUACGAUACAAAGGUUGGCACUGACAAGUGGCCUAAGAAAGUGACCUUUAAGGCUGGCCCACGGCUGCAGUUUCUCUUUCACUCUGACAGCAGUAAUAAUGAGUGGGGCUACAAGUUUUCCGUCACUGCUUACGGCCUCCCAGACGUUGCCGUGUCUUGGGGCUUGGAUUUACAGCUGCUUGUCUCCAGGCUGAUGGGGCGCUUGGCUUCCCGGAGCAUGGCCCUCAAAUCCCUGCGAGAAUUAGGUAGUGAAGCAGACUUGCCUCCUUUGAAAGUAACAUCGGUUCUUAAUUCUCCUCUGUGGAAACCUGUCUUCAGGCAUCAGCUGUGUCCUGAGGCACUCCCGGGAGCCAGGCAAAACAGUGCCAAGCACCAAGACAAAAACGAGGCUUGGAGCUCUCCCCACGACGUCUGCCGUAACUUUCUUAUCGACUUUGCAAAAUCAGAUCCUGCCCAGGACUUCAGUGGGCAAAAAUCUGAACUUUUCAAAGGACUCAUACAGGCAUGUAAAAAACAGACCCCAAAGACAGAUAUAGUUGCUGGUCCUACUGUUGAUCAAGCUGUGAACUCAACAUUUGCUGCUUUGGUGUAUCUCACUCCAGAUUUAUUUGAGAAGCUUCAAAAAUAUGUCAACAGUGGAGGCAAGGUGCCUUUGAGUGAUGAGUUUGCACAAGUAUAUUCCCUGGCUGAUUCCAUUAGAAUAUGGAUGUUGGAAAUGAAGCAGAAAUCUCUGAUGGGGAGGGGAAAUGAUGCUGAAGAGAAGCAGAACACAGAAGCAAGUGAGGUGAACCCAGAAACUCUCGCAAAACUCUGUGUGCAGAAGAGCCUUUUGUUACUGAAUUUUUUGCCCGUAAGAGCAAAGAGAAAAGAUUCUGCCUCAGAGAGUUUGGAAGGCCAAGACAUGGAUGAUCCCCAGCAGUAUGUUAGUGAUCAAUGCCAAAGACAAGGGUCAGCUGUGGACAUGGACUUCCAGGCAGCCCCAUCAGUGUCGUCCAGUGCAGGAAUUCACCCUGUUUCAAAAGAGGGGGGUCAGGCAUCACAGUCUGAUCUGAAAGUUAAACAAAUUCCAGACCUCCACCAAGCAGAAGCUGCAUCUGCAUUUCAUAGUAAGCCUGUUGAAAGUACAGUUUCACAGCAAGAAGAUGUGUCAUCACCUCCUUCCACUCCUACCCGCAAGUCUCAGCUGGGCCGUGGGAGACUGAGGCUGCUGUCCUUCAGGUCCAUGGAGGAGCCAAGACCUGUGCCCACUGUGAAGGAAAAAUAUCCUAUUUUGAAGAGCAUAUUAGACUUUAUUAAGGAUCAAUCACUUUCACAUGAAAGUGUUUUAAAGGUUCUUGCUUUGAGAAAAUCCCAAGGGCAGAGUAUUUUGGAAGUGCUCAAGACCAUCCGCCAGUGCCUGGACUCACUUGGGCAGCCACACUGCUUUCACCCACCCUGUGUGCUUUUUCUCCUUGAACUUCUGGCCUGUCAGAAAGAUUUUACAAACUACUUUGGAAACUUGGAAGGCUGUGGGGCUGAGCUACACAAGGAGAUUCGAGAGUCCUACUAUAAGCUUGUUUUGUUCCUGGUAAAUUCUGUGAAGGGAUUUAGUACAAUUAAUGACAGGUCGUUGCUUCCUGCCUUAUCCUGUGUGCAGACAGCUCUCCUGCACCUCUUGGACAUGAGCUGGGAGCCCAGUGAUCUUUCUUUCUUUGUUGAGAUCCAGCUGCCACAUCUUCUCAUGACAACAUCACAGGAGAACAUCAGUAUCCAUGACAGUGUCAUUUGGUGAGUCAGGAGGAAUGCAGCCUUCAUAUGCUGUUAAAUAUUCAUUCAGUUUUACCCAGGAGGGUUUCUGAACUUCGUGCUGGAACAAGCAGUAAGGGUACUAUUAACAAGUAUGGCAUAAUUCUGGUCAGUAUCUGUUAUAAAUAAAAAAUGCGAAUUAGCCAAUUUUAAUAAAAAUAUGAAAAAUAAAAUUUAUUCCGUGACCAUAAAAA
Molecule: messenger RNA, 5497 nt
Organism: Passer montanus (Eurasian tree sparrow)
Lineage: Eukaryota; Metazoa; Chordata; Aves; Passeriformes; Passeridae
Gene: ZZEF1
Product: zinc finger ZZ-type and EF-hand domain containing 1
Exons: 32
Coding region: 100-5289 (1729 amino acids)
Biological process (GO): protein ubiquitination; regulation of synaptic plasticity
Cellular component (GO): postsynapse
Molecular function (GO): ubiquitin-like protein ligase activity; calcium ion binding
Source: RefSeq, a predicted model, not a curated record